AAGAAACCGCAAAUUCUGCUAGGUGCCAGCCUUGUUCUCCAAUCCUUCAUACAAGGAAUACAUAUUAUACUUUAGCACCAACCAAAAUAUUUUAAGUAAUUUUACCUCUACGUUUGCUUCUAAGCUAACCGCCGAAUCUCCACUUCUGAUUUAAUACCAAACGUAACAACAUUACAUCAUUUCAAUACUUAUAUAUAAAGGGUUUUCUCAAAAACCAUUCUCUAACCAUAAAUCAACCACUACCCAUCAUCCUUAAACUUACAAAGCUUCAAUCUUUCUUCUCUCUAAUGGAAGAAGUUCUUCAAGAUCAAACCUUUAUCAUUAAAGGUAAACGCAGCAAACGUUCAAGAUCACUUUCUUCUCCAUUCACCUUACCCAUAGUAGAUUCAUCCAUCACUGAGGAGGAAGAAAGUUCUCUUUUUCAAAUGGAUCAUCAAUUUUCAAAUAAUCUCCCACCAUCAGUUUCAGAAGAAGAACAAGACAUGGCUAAUUGUUUGAUUCUUCUAGCUCAAGGCCAAACCAAAGAUCAGAAUUCAAUCAACUUCCCUUGUAGAACUUGCGAUCGAUCUUUCCCUUCUUUUCAAGCACUCGGCGGCCAUCGAGCUAGUCACAAGAAACCAAAACCAACUCCAACCCUGUCGCUGUCGGCAUCGCCGGAGAUUAUUUCUCCGGCGACUGAUAAUCAGUUAACCAUGUUGGAAAACGACCGGACGGCUCUUACCCUCCAAAUUCCUUUCAUUGUCAAAUCGAAGGUUCAUGAGUGUUCUGUUUGUAGGGCGGAGUUCUCGUCGGGGCAAGCUCUCGGCGGCCAUAUGCGACGACACCGACCAAUUGUACCGUUACAGUUACCGUUACCGCCGGCGGCUGUCGAAAAGAGGAGGAAUUUACAUUAUUUAGAUCUUAAUCUUCCUGCUCCGGAAGAUGAUUGUAGAGAUUUUUCGAAGUUUCCAUUUGGGUCUAAAGGAGGAAAGGUUAUUGUCUUCUCUGGUGGUUCACAUAUGGUUGAUUGCCAUUAUUGAUGAUAUAUGAGAUAGAGAAGGAUUUGAAUUUAUUUUAGUAGCUAAUAAUUUCUUAUUAUUUGUAAAUGCUUUAUUUUUAAUGUUCUUUCAUAAUUUGUUAAUAUAAUAUUCUUUCUU
Molecule: messenger RNA, 1136 nt
Organism: Impatiens glandulifera
Lineage: Eukaryota; Viridiplantae; Streptophyta; Magnoliopsida; Ericales; Balsaminaceae
Product: zinc finger protein ZAT5-like
Exons: 1
Coding region: 288-1019 (243 amino acids)
Source: RefSeq, a predicted model, not a curated record